GGCCAUUUGUGGUGUGCCACAGUGACUCCAGCUGACAGAUGGACACUGUGACAGGAGUGUCAGAAAGAAUUGGGCCUCGCCUUGAAUGCCAGUGGGGAAUCUGCAUGCUGACAGGUCGCUGAGGAGGUCGCAGGGAGGAGACAGGACUUGCUGAGAAAGCGGAGUCUGGACUUCGGCCACACCAUUGAUGGAGGACAGAUGGACAGCCGGCUGGCCAGUCACCUCUCCUCCUAAGCCUUUGGAGAGUGGUCCUUUGUCCCCUGCUGGACACAUACCCAGGAUUCUAAUACACUUUCUGAGCUCACUUUGCAUUGAAACGUGAAGUCAGCAGCCCACUGCUGGACACAUCUGCAUGUGACAGGUCUGCAGCCAUGAGCGCUGAGGGCUACCAGUACCGGGCGCUCUAUGAGUACAAAAAGGAGCGGGAGGAAGACAUUGACUUGCACUUGGGAGACAUCCUGACUGUGAAUAAAGGGUCCUUACUGGCUCUUGGAUUCAGUGAAGGACAGGAAAGCCGGCCCGAAGAUAUCGGCUGGUUAAAUGGCUAUAAUGAAACCACAGGAGAGCGAGGGGACUUCCCAGGAACUUAUGUAGAAUAUAUUGGGAGGAAAAGAAUCUCACCACCAACACCAAAGCCCCGGCCACCUCGACCCCUUCCUGUUGCUCCAGGUUCUUCGAAAACUGAAGCAGACAGUGAGCAGCAAGCUUUGACACUUCCAGAUCUGACUGAGCAGUUUGCCCCUCCUGACAUUGCCCCUCCACUUCUCAAGCUAGUAGAAGCCAUCGAAAAGAAAGGUCUGGAAUCUUCAACUCUCUACAGGACCCAGAGUUCUAGCAACCCAGCGGAGCUACGACAGCUUCUUGAUUGUGAUGCUGCCUCUGUGGACUUGGAAAUGAUUGAUGUGCAAGUUUUGGCAGAGGCUCUCAAGCGCUAUCUUCUGGACUUACCAAAUCCUGUCAUUCCAGUAGCCGUUUACAAUGAACUGAUUUCUUUAGUCCAAGAAGUACAAAGCUCGGAAGAGUACACCCAGCUGUUGAAGAAGCUCAUACGGUCACCGAACAUACCUCAUCAGUAUUGGCUUACACUUCAGUAUUUGCUAAAACAUUUCUUCAAGCUCUUCCAAAUCUCUAGCAAAAAUCUCUUGAAUGCACGAGUACUCUCUGAACUUUUCAGCCCCCUGCUCUUCAGAUUUCCUACAGCCAGUUCUGAGAAUACUGAACCCCUCAUAAAAGUUAUAGAAAUUUUAAUCUCAACUGAAUGGACUGAACGACAGCCUGCACCAGCACUGCCUCCCAAACCACCCAAGCCUGCUCCUGUAGCCAACAACAACGGUAUGAAUAACAAUAUGUCCUUACAAGAUGCUGAAUGGUACUGGGGAGACAUCUCGAGGGAAGAAGUGAAUGAGAAACUUCGAGAUACAGCUGACGGGACCUUUUUGGUACGAGACGCAUCUACUAAAAUGCAUGGCGAUUAUACGCUCACACUAAGAAAAGGAGGAAAUAAUAAAUUAAUCAAAAUAUUUCACCGAGAUGGGAAAUAUGGCUUCUCUGACCCGUUAACCUUCAACUCUGUGGUCGAGCUUAUAAACCACUACCGGAAUGAAUCUCUAGCACAGUAUAAUCCCAAAUUGGAUGUGAAAUUACUCUAUCCAGUAUCCAAAUACCAACAGGAUCAAGUUGUCAAAGAGGAUAAUAUUGAGGCUGUAGGAAAGAAAUUACAUGAAUAUAACACUCAAUUUCAAGAAAAAAGUCGGGAAUAUGAUAGAUUAUAUGAGGAUUAUACCCGUACUUCCCAGGAAAUCCAAAUGAAAAGAACAGCUAUUGAAGCAUUUAAUGAAACUAUAAAAAUAUUUGAAGAACAGUGCCAAACCCAGGAGCGGUACAGCAAAGAAUCCAUAGAAAAGUUUAAACGUGAAGGCAAUGAGAAAGAAAUACAAAGGAUUAUGCAUAAUUAUGAAAAGUUGAAGUCUCGUAUCAGUGAAAUUGUUGACAGUAGAAGACGAUUAGAGGAAGACUUGAAGAAGCAGGCAGCUGAGUAUCGGGAGAUUGACAAGCGCAUGAACAGCAUUAAGCCAGACCUCAUUCAGCUGAGAAAGACCAGAGACCAAUAUCUGAUGUGGUUGACUCAGAAAGGUGUCCGACAGAAGAAGUUGAAUGAGUGGCUGGGCAAUGAAAACACUGAAGACCAAUAUUCGCUGGUGGAGGAUGAUGAGGACUUGCCCCACCAUGACGAGAAGACAUGGAAUGUUGGAAGCAGCAACCGAAACAAAGCUGAAAACCUCUUGCGAGGGAAGCGGGAUGGCACGUUCCUGGUCCGGGAAAGCAGCAAGCAGGGCUGUUAUGCCUGCUCCGUGGUGGUGGACGGCGAAGUUAAGCAUUGUGUCAUCAACAAGACGGCGACAGGCUACGGCUUUGCGGAGCCUUAUAACCUGUACGGUUCCUUGAAAGAACUGGUGCUACAUUACCAACACACCUCCCUGGUGCAGCACAACGACUCCCUAAACGUCACACUAGCCUACCCGGUAUAUGCACAGCAGAGGCGAUGAAGCGCUGGCCCUCAGAUCUUUCUCCUGAAGUUCAACCACCCUGAAACCUCUGGAAAACACAGGGCUCCUUCUCCAGCCUGACCUGUGAAUUGAGCUGAGGAAAUCCAAGCCGUCUGCCUUCAGAUGAGACUCGCGCUUUCUCCGACCCAAAGCCGUCAGGGAAGAUCUGCGGCCAAGCGAGCGCUGGGCCAGGGCCGGCUGACCAUAGUUUCUGACCUGGAGUGCUAUCCUCCUUCCUUACUCUUCUUUUUUGUUUUGUUUUGUUUUGUUUCGUUUUUACUUUUUUGAGGGAGGGAAGGGUUAAUUUAAAGCCACAACCACACCAAGAGAAAAAGAAAUGCAAAAAUCUCUGUGUGCAGGGACAAAGAGGCCUUUAACCAUGGUGCUUGUUAAAUGCUUUCUGAAGCUUUUACCAGCUCAGAGUUGGGAGCCUGGAGGGCAAGACAGGCUGAAGAGCUCUGGCCUGGGGUCGAGAGGUCCAGCCUGGUUUAACCUGGGGGGAGGGGGUGGGGUUUGCACGAUGGACCCAGACACAUCGCACUGUGGAUUAUUUUCUAACCAAGAAUGACAUGUAGCAAAAAGGCACAUCUGCUCGUGAGGAGGGACACUUGGAGAGAGAGCGUCAGUGCUUGGAUGUUCAGAGGGAAGACGGAGUAGCAAAGUGCCAGAAAGUGUUUUGUUUAAACUUUUCAAAAACAACCAUCCACCAACAGAAAAAUAGAGCUCGGAAAACAGGACUUAAAUGACAUUCAGUAUAUAAAAUAUGUACAUAAUAUUGGAUGACUAACUAUCAAUAGAUGGAUUUGUAUCAAUACCAAAUAGCUUCUGUUUUGUUUUGUUUUUUGCUGAAGGCUAAAAUUCACAGUGCUAUGCAAUUCCUAAUUUUCAUUAAGUUGUUAUUUCAGUUUUAAAUGUACCUUCAGAAUAAGCUUUCCCUCACCCCAAUUUUUGUUGCUUGAAAAUAAUGGUUGUCCGAAUUUUUGUAAUAUUUGUUUUGUUAUUUUUUUAAAAGAAGAAAUGUACAGGAUGCCAGUUUUUUUUUUUAAAAAAGUGGCUUCAGAAUUAAAACUAUGAAAUAUUUUACAGUUUUUUUUCUUGUACAGAGUACUUGGCUGUUAGCCCAAGGUUAAAAAGUUCAUAACAGAUUUUUUUUUUGGACUUAAAUGUUUUGUUGGGCAGUGCCUAAUAAGCUUCAAAGCUGCUUUAUUCAAUAAAAGAGAAAGAUAUAUGGAUAUGACAAAGGAUCACUGAGUUCAACAAUGUUGUUUCAAGUCUCUUAAAUACGGUACCUGGCAAUGUUUGUUUCAUAAAGAAUUGUGAACUUCUUGAAUCUACGGAGGGGGGGGUAUGUAGCAGUGGGAGGGGGGCAUACGGGAGCAGGGUGGGAAUGUGGUAUGCACUUUCUCUUUCUCGCAAUUACAGAGAAGUAACUGCAAAGUGAAGUUGCUUAUUUUUUAGUCUUUUUCCACUUUGAUCUGCUAGUUAUUAUUAAGGAUAAUUACAAGCUUCCUGUAACUAACACAGUGUAGCUGGUCAGUAGUUAUUUCAGUAGGAGAAAGUUUAACUGCAGGGGCCUGGUCACUUAUGUUUAGAACAGAAUGAAAGGUAUAUAGUUCAACGUUUAUAAAGAUGUCUUUUUAGAGCACUAGACUACCAUUGCAACCGAUAUUUUUUUCAUUUUAAAAAUAGGAGGUUUGAAGAAGUUGGGUAUUCUUUUUCUAGCUUUCCCUUCAGCCUAAUUAGAGCUAAUGAGAUUGAUCUGAAAGUAAAUAGACACCACCUCAUUGAAGUCAUGGUCAUAAAGUUCUCUUCUCAUCCAGACUAACUGUAUGUGGUAUACUUCACUAUGGGAAAAGAUAGGGGUUCUUCAAGGGGUCUAGUUGAGGGCAGAAUGAGGGGUCCAUCUCUCUGGUUUACAUAUGCAAAGCCUUGUGUUCGUUGGAAACUGCAUGGGGAGAAUUGAAAAGCAAUUGCAAUCAUAAACUCUGCCCUAGUAGAUUAAAAUAGCAUAGAAUAAUUGCAGUUUUUCCUUUUUUCAUUUUAGAUUCCCUCACAGCUUUAUGUCUUUUCACUUCAACUGGGGUGGGCUUGUUUGUUUUUAAAUGUUGUUGUUUAAGACAUUUUUUGGGGAAAAUAAUUUGCCUAGCAGCUGACUUAAUCAACUGUAGAAUGUAUUUUUUUUUUCCUUUAUAUGAAGCUACUCAUACUCAAGAGCAAUAGUCUUACAGCCAGACUGUCAGGUCCUCAGACUUGACUGGACUGAUCUGACCAUCUCCCACUCAUCUCCAGACAGUGAUAAUUUCUCUGCUUUUAGUCAAGAUCUGAUUUACAACUCUUAACAGUAAUGUUUGUAAACUAGGGUUUGUUUGUCCCCCCAACUUUUUGUUAACACAUCCAUUAUGUUUAUUGAAUAUGAAUAAUUUACAUUUACUUUCAAAACCUAAGAUCCGAGAUGGACUGUUUCAUUAAAAGUUACAGUUUCAUUACUGUUUCUGCUUUUGACACUCUUUGCAAGAUGACAGUGUUUGGGGCACUUGCCUUAUUUUUGCAUCUCACAAGCGUAAAUGCACUAUUUUUCUCCGAAUUGCAAAGGCAGAAUGAUCAUACUUUGUAACAGUGAAUCACACCAUAUCUACAAUAUUACACCUCUGCUUUUUUGCCUUUUUGACUCUGUAGUAUGCCCACCACCUUUGCCAUUGUGGAUGUUUGACUGGCUAAGACUUGAGUUCACUCCGAUGGUCUUCUACCAAUAGCAUUAUCUGAGUGGCUCAGAAGUAUGAAUGGAUACAGCAGAGGCAUUCCUAAUACAUGGCUUUUAUCCAGGCACUGACUUUUCCUACCCAGUGUCCUAUCCUAAAGAUAAAAGCCAGAAUCUAAGCUAUAAGGGGCUCUCUCUCCUAGGGCUUAGUUGUGGGAGCUUGAUACUAGAUACAAGAGAAGUCAUAACCACAUGGAAAGGUAAAAGGCAUGCAUUUACAACAUCCGACAACUCCGUGGCCCUUGAUAUAUGUAUAUAUGUAUAUGUGCAUGGACUGUUUCCAAUACUCUUCAGCCAAAAUGAUCCACAGUAGUUGAAUUCAAAUACAUAACAAGCAAAUGUCUAGUACAGUUCUUGUGUGUGUUUGGAAUGUUUUUUUCCUUGGAUGUUGCUUUGUUCUGUUUUACAAAGGUGAAAAUUGUUUGCAAGUGAAGUGAGAAGUUCAUCAUUCUUUGGCAAUUUUCUGUUUCUAAAAGUUAACUCUAUUGGGGAGCUGGUCUGGAUGAUGUGCUUAACUUGGAAAUCCUUAUGUGUCAGUGUGUCAAGUCAAAUGAGUUUCUGUGAGCUGUCCCGUGCAGAAUUUGUCAUUUAGCUGGUUAUGAAUUAGUAACAUGUUUAGGAUGUUCUACUGGGGUUCCUUACUAAGAGAAAAGUGCUGCUGGUUUUAACAGCUGUGCUUUUGCUAUGCAUGAUAUCCAAGUCUGUUGGAAACGGACCCUGCAGUGUGAGUUUAGAUUCAUUUUAGAAAGGGGCAGUUUUUUCUUUCUUUGUCUUAAGUACAAUGCCUCACUUGGGACACAGUUUCAAAAAUGCCAAUUUCUUGUUUUUUGAAAAUCCCAGUUACAUAAUUAAUAGUACAGAGGGAACAGAAUUGGUUCCAUUGGAAACACUAUCCAACUCAACAAUAAACUUGUCACCAUGAGAUAGCAUUAGCUGCCCAGGAUGCUGCUAUUCAAAAUAAAUAAAUAAAUAACUUGUGCGUGCUGCACGUGUGUGCGCACACACAGACACAGCAAAACAAAAAUAUUUCCUUUAAUGUGUGUUUUUUAAAGCUAUGAUCUGUUCAAUGUUUUUACAAAUCUGUUUCUAUGACCUUGUUGAAAUAAAGUUGGUCUUUUGACGAGAGGGAGGACGUCAUGGUCAGUUGUAAUUUUGCCUUUACAAGGCAUCUGGGGGGUGGGGGGUGUGCCUCCUUGACAUUUUGUUGAAGAUUCGAUGGAGCUAUGUGUUGUUGUUUUCAGUUGCUUUAUGCAUUGUAUUAGGUCUUCAAACAGAAUAAAGAUUGUUUUGAAACUUAAA
Suncus etruscus (white-toothed pygmy shrew) is the source of this 6603-nucleotide messenger RNA. RefSeq names its product phosphoinositide-3-kinase regulatory subunit 1 (gene PIK3R1). Gene Ontology annotation, biological process: phosphatidylinositol phosphate biosynthetic process; insulin receptor signaling pathway. Gene Ontology annotation, molecular function: 1-phosphatidylinositol-3-kinase regulator activity; protein binding. Lineage: Eukaryota; Metazoa; Chordata; Mammalia; Eulipotyphla; Soricidae. The record is from RefSeq and is a predicted model, not a curated record. Gene Ontology annotation, cellular component: phosphatidylinositol 3-kinase complex.